Messenger RNA from Clonostachys rhizophaga, 990 nucleotides. The record is from the annotation of a GenBank genome assembly. Lineage: Eukaryota; Fungi; Ascomycota; Sordariomycetes; Hypocreales; Bionectriaceae.
AUGCCUUGCUGCUUCGCGACCCUCAAGUUCCGGCAAUGCGGCCACUCCAUGUUGUUCAAGCUUGGCUGCAGUAAGUCGGAAUGCGCCGAGAUAUGCCCAAGCAAACGACGUCAGUUCCUCCUGCAGACGGAGUACAUGUGGCGCUGCGAGGACUGCGUCGAGUUCGAGUACAAGCAAUCCUCGGACCUCAAGGCCAGCGAGUGGGACACAUACUACGCGAGGAUCAGAUCCAACCGUUUCCUGUCCCCAGAGAACCGAGAGUCGCUCACCCUGACAGCGAGAAACAGGGAGAUUCGCCAGGAGGCCGCCCGGGACCAGCGCAGGAGCGGCUGCGUGGAGGAGAUCCAGCGCGUCGUCGACUGGGUUGAGGAGUACGGAGGCCUGGUGUGGGAUCUCGUCUAUGGGCAUAAGCGUGACUUCGAGGAGUCGAAGAACCGCCUCCAGUUCCUGAGAGCAGCUAAAUACUGGGAUCUCAUUGUCGUUCUCGACUAUGUGAGGAAGGCGAGAGAUCCGUGGGACAAGGAGAAUUUCCCAAAUUGGAUCGAUAACCUGAUCCAGGAAAUACGCGGGAUAAGACCAGCUACACCGGCAGCCGGUCCCGAAACUCCAAGAAGCGCCGGAGGGUCCUCGGCUCUUCCGGCUUUUCGGGGGUUCCAGUCGGGGAUGUGCAGGAUGGCCGCCCUGGACGAGGCGGCGGAACUGACCCAGAGGAUGACCGAUAUUGACAUUCAGGGCUCCGGAUCAAGUUCUGACAUCACCUCCGAAUCAAGUUCUGACAUCGCCUCCGAAUCAAAUUACGUUCUAGAGUCGGGGCCUGCCAGAAAGAUGUCUCCAGACGAGAUUCCUAGGUCAUUACCGAACGAGCCGAGCGGACUUUACGACCCUAACGAUUAUCUUUCCAUAUUGUUCAACGCGGACGUGGUAAUGAAAGAUGACGAUGCUUCGUCAAUUCUGAGCACCGAUAAAGAAGAGCCCGACUACAUCUCGUAG